CGCGGCAGCAGGUGAGCGCGCAGCAUCGGCUCCUCGCUGUUUCAGAAACGCAGAGCGGCGGAAUAGCGGAGCCAUGGGAAAGCUUCAAGAAUUUGAUAUCACUUUUACCAACAACAAGGUGGUCUACGGUCCCGGAGAGUCUAUUAGCGGAAAUGUGAAAAUACGAACCGGCCACUCGUUGCAGUACAAAGCCAUCAAGGUCUACUGUCAGGGAUCAUGUGGGAUCUCCAACAAAAUGAACGAAGCCUCGUGGGCUCUGGAGGAGCAGUACUUCAACAGCACGCUGUCUAUUGCUGACAAAGGAACCCUGGUGGCAGGCGAGCACAGUUUCCCCUUCCAGUUUGUCCUUCCAGUCGCUGCCCCCACUUCCUUUGAGGGACCCUUUGGGAAGAUUAUCUACCGAGUGAGGGUGGCUAUCGACACACCACGCUUCUCUAAGGACUACAAAGCCCAGAGAGCCUUCUACCUUCUCAACCUGCUCAACCUCAAUGAGGUGCCUGAAAUUGAACAUCCGAGUUACGCUGUGACCACCAAGAAGUUCAGCUACCUCCUGGUGAAGACAGGGACCCUGAUGCUGAAAGCUCGCAGUGACCUGAGAGGUUACAUCCCCGGGCAGGUCAUCAAGUUAGCCACUGAGAUCCACAACAAGUCUGGGAAGGACACGGGCUAUGUGCUGGCCAGUCUCAUACAGAAAGUAACCUAUAAGACUAAGCGGCCUGUGGUCGACCUGCGGACCAUCGCAGAGGUGGAGGGAGCCGGAGUGAAAGCAGGAAAACACGCGGAGUGGAGAGAGCAGAUCAUCGUCCCUCCUCUUCCUCAGUCAGCACUGGCCGGCUGUAGCCUCAUACACAUCGACUACUUCAUUCAGGUGUCGCUCAAAUCUCCGGACGCAGUGGUCACGCUGCCUAUCUACAUCGGGAACAUCGCUGUGAACUUGUCUCCAUCGAGACCCAUGCCCCCCACUCCGGACCACCGCAUUGCUCCCAGGCCUCCCAGCGCUCCCAGCGCGGCGGGCGUGACCCCCAGCGCCCCACCGGUGGAGGAGCUAGAGGAGGGGAUGUGUGCAGGGGGCGUGGCCAGUGAGGAGCUCCCCACCAAGAGUCACUCUCAGCAGGACCCCUCGGGGCAGCCGGUCACCAUGUCCCCCAGCGCCUUCAGCCAAGCCCCCGGGGUAGCGCUGCCUCCCGGCCUCAGGCUGGACGCCUCCGCCCCUCUGUUCUGUGUGUCCACCGGGGCCACCAUACCUUUCUUCACCGAGGGAAACGUGACUCCUAUCCCCACCUCCUGCUCGCUCAUCCUCCCUCCAGAGUACAGCAGCUGCGACUACCCUCAUGAGCCCCCACCCACCUAUGAGGAAAGCUGUAGCGCCAACUCCACUUUCAACAGUAUACAGUAAGAGAAGGUGAUGAAGCAUCAUGGCCACGCCCCCCCACACCUGUUUCCAUUCGCCUCUCGAGAAAUCGGGACAGAGACACGUCGGGUUAGAGAGGACGGACGAUAACUCUUUGUCCUCGAAUAAGAAAAAAAAAAGGGAUAAAAUCUUAUAUGAUAUAAGUUUUCAUUUAAAUUCUUGUCUCAUCAGGUAGUGUCAGUUAGAGCGGGUGAACAUCACUGUGCCUACAAGAAGUAUUUUGGAUCAUCAUUUAGAAUAUUCAGUGAUUGGACAUGUUUCUUUUAGGGGCGGAGUCAAAUCUGUUUUUGUUUUUUCAACGAACUUUCGCAUCUGUGAUGCCUUGAAAAUGAUCUCUGCCUACUGAAGGCUCGGGUUCGGCCUUUUUUUGUCUUGUUUUAACUGUGUAAUUGUUAUCGUGGUCCACCACUGUCCGUUUGUAACUCAGUUGUCCUCAUCUUCACCAGGGCAGAGCUGUCGUCAUGAUGGACAUUGAGAGGACAUUUUCACCGUGUUUUGUCUAGUUGGACUAGUUAAACCCCUACUUAAAUUAUUCUGAUGGUCUUUGUUUGAGGAAAUAUGAGACACCACUUUCCAAAAUCGGUCUAUGUUCUCUGUAGCAGCAUGCACUACUGUCUUUUUUAAUAUUAUGCCACUAGAAUACAGAUAGGGGCGUUAAUGUCUCAGCAAAACCUCUCAGCUGUGUAACUUGAAACACAGUUAGUAAUAAACUACACAUGAUUAUUACAUUACAUGUUACUUAUUAGACACUUUUAUCCAAAGCGACUUACAUACUCAAUACUGUGGACA
Molecule: messenger RNA, 2200 nt
Organism: Notothenia coriiceps (black rockcod)
Lineage: Eukaryota; Metazoa; Chordata; Actinopteri; Perciformes; Nototheniidae
Gene: arrdc1b
Product: arrestin domain containing 1b
Exons: 8
Coding region: 74-1396 (440 amino acids)
Biological process (GO): protein transport
Cellular component (GO): cytoplasm
Molecular function (GO): ubiquitin protein ligase binding; ubiquitin-like ligase-substrate adaptor activity
Source: RefSeq, a predicted model, not a curated record